CCAAAUCGAAUCGAACCAGCUUAGAUUAGCUUGAGAUCCCAUCAGGCAGUUGGUCCAUGUCUCCGAGUGUCUCUCUCGUAUUGCUACAUUCCUCUCUCUCUCUCUCUCUCAUAUUUCUGGCUUGCUGUCUCUCUUCUGUCUAUCUCUGUCUCGAUGCUCUGGAUUUCCUCCAUUGUUGCCACAGGUUUUCAUCUUCUCUUGCUUCUGUCGGCCCCUCUUCUCUCCCAUCAGCAGCGAAGAGCGAAAGAACCCACCAACUAUCUCACCAAACCAUCCCUUUCUAUGCACUGAAACAAUCCUGGAGCUAAAAAGGUUUUUCAGCCUUCCAGUUGGCGUAUUGCAGCUUAGAAACACUCUUGCCAAAGUUUGGGUUUCUAUGUUGGCCUGUAUUUGAGGAAUCGCGUAUUAGGAGUCUCUUUGGAGAGAAUAUUGAUGCAUUGCUUCCACAGGAAAGCUACUUAAAGUCUCAAAAGUGAAAUUAAAAUGUCAUCCAAAGAUGCUCUGAAUUCUCAGUUAAACCAGAAAACUUUCCUUGGGUUGAAGCUAUGGGUGGUCAUUGGCAUCAGUGUCUUUGCUUUAAUAAUGUUGGUUCUCAUUAUCUUCUCAAUAUGGCUGAUGUCACGGAGGAAAACUGGUGUAAUCCUCAAUAGAAUUCCACAUUCACAAAUCCCUGACAUUUCCAAGGAAAUAACAGUUGACCGAAUUGCUGGAAACAAUUUAGCUCAUUGUUUACAUGAGCGUGAAGGACCCAUGCCUACCUACCAUAAUAAAUUUACUGAAAAGGAUUCUGUGAUGACGCUGGGACACCUGGCUGUGAGCAAGACAAGUGACGCUGAUAACCUUAGCCAAUGCAGUUCAGUUUACCAGGACAAGGCUGGUAGCUCGUAUUCUGGGGAUGAAGGUAGCUCAGGAGCAACACGCAGGCCUCAUUCUCCAUAUGGAGGACAUGUAUCAGCUUCUCCUUUAGUUGGUCUGCCUGAGUUCUCACAUUUAGGCUGGGGGCAUUGGUUUACUCUAAGAGAUCUUGAAUAUGCUACUAGUCGUUUUUCUCGAGAGAACGUCAUUGGUGAGGGUGGGUAUGGUGUUGUUUAUCGUGGUCGUUUGAUAAAUGGAACUGAGGUUGCUGUUAAAAAGCUUCUUAACAAUAUGGGGCAGGCAGAGAAGGAGUUUAGAGUGGAGGUAGAGGCUAUUGGCCAUGUUCGGCAUAAGAAUCUAGUGCGACUAUUGGGUUAUUGUGUUGAAGGAAUUCACAGGAUGCUUGUGUAUGAGUUUGUGAAUAAUGGCAACUUAGAGCAAUGGCUUCAUGGUGCCAUGCGUCAGCAUGGAGUUCUCACUUGGGAAUCACGGAUGAAGGUUAUGCUUGGUACUGCAAAGGCGCUGGCUUAUUUACAUGAAGGCAUUGAACCGAAGGUUGUGCAUCGAGAUAUAAAAUCAAGUAAUAUCUUAAUUGAUGAAGAGUUCAAUGGGAAAGUUUCUGACUUUGGGCUGGCCAAGCUCUUGGGAUCUGGAAAAAGCCAUCUGACAACUCGGGUUAUGGGGACAUUUGGUUAUGUGGCUCCUGAAUAUGCUAACACUGGACUGCUAAAUGAGAAAAGUGAUGUUUAUAGUUUUGGAGUAUUACUAUUGGAAGCUGUGACAGGAAGAGAUCCUGUAGAUUAUGGUAGACCUGCAAAUGAGGUAAAUCUUGUUGAGUGGAUAAAAUUCAUGGUUGGAAGCAGGAGGUCUGAGGAAGUUGUUGAUCCUAGCCUCGAGGUCAAAACUUCAUCUAAAGCUCUUAAGCUUGCUCUACUGGCUGCAUUGAAGUGUGUUGAUCCGGAAUCACAGAAGAGACCAAAAAUGGGUCAGGUUGUUAGACUGCUCGAAGCAGAAGAUUACCCAUUCCGCGAGGAUCGAAAAAAUCGCAGAAGCCAAGUUGUCAGGAACAUGGAGAUUUCUGUCAGAGAUUUCUCAAGCUCAAUUGAUCUUGAGAAGAAUCCAGAAGGACCAGCGACUCAUGCAUGACUAUUUCUAUUGAGUAUGACCAUCCUCUUUUUGCUGAUGUUAUUUAAAUUUCUGAUUGACAGCGAGGCCCCUCAUUAUGCCACCAUUUGGAUAGGGGAAGAUUGAUAGCUUAUUCCAUUGAUGUCCUUGUGAGGAUUGUGGUUGUAGUUUUGCUGCCAUCACUCACAGGUAAAGUUUGAAUUGGGAAUAGGAGAUCCCUGGAGAAAUCAGCUUUUUAUGUACAGUGAUCUGAAAACUGCUUUUCAUGUGGACACUUAUUUCAUUGCAAUGCAUUUCAACCUUUCUAUUUCCUGCCACUUUCA
Messenger RNA from Dendrobium catenatum, 2303 nucleotides. Its product is annotated as probable receptor-like protein kinase At2g42960. NCBI's taxonomy places the organism in Eukaryota, Viridiplantae, Streptophyta, Magnoliopsida, Asparagales, Orchidaceae. The record is from RefSeq and is a predicted model, not a curated record. Gene Ontology annotation, biological process: protein phosphorylation. Gene Ontology annotation, molecular function: protein kinase activity; ATP binding. The coding region runs from base 484 to 2001 and encodes 505 amino acids. The transcript is spliced from 9 exons.